This is a messenger RNA of Peromyscus maniculatus bairdii (prairie deer mouse), 4733 nucleotides long. It is a transcript of the gene Kif23, whose product is annotated as kinesin family member 23. Gene Ontology annotation, biological process: mitotic spindle midzone assembly; microtubule-based movement. Lineage: Eukaryota; Metazoa; Chordata; Mammalia; Rodentia; Cricetidae. The record is from RefSeq and is a predicted model, not a curated record. Gene Ontology annotation, molecular function: ATP binding; microtubule binding; microtubule motor activity. Gene Ontology annotation, cellular component: microtubule; nucleus; kinesin complex.
UUGUCCGGGAGCUGAGCCCGGGCGUACCGGCCGGACCUCUGCGCCGCAGCCCUCGGGGGGCCCGCCGAUCCCCGGGGUGCCCACGCCCGCACAGUCCACUCAGCCCGCGAAGGCUGGCUCGGAAUUCGGGGCUGUCUGCCGCCGCCUCCGCGGGGUGACCGGGUUGCUAGCCUCUGGGCUGCCCAUUCCCCCUCAGCUUCCUUCCGCCGGGCCGGCUGUGCAGGGGGUGGGUGUGAGGACCCGGAGUGCGCGCGCAGCCGGGGGUGUGCGCUGGCACUUGGGGGAGCUGAGUCCCUGCGGCCCCGCGGGCAGGCAUCCCUUCCCUCGCUAGUCCCAGCCCUGAGGUCAGGUUCCUUCUGCAGCUCCCGCACUCGGCGCUAUCUUUGUCCCCAGGCCAUCCCCCUCGCCUACUCUACCUCCCACGCCCACAUUCCUCACUCAGUAAUUCCCAGACACUUCGGGAGGGCCGUGUCCUGGUUACACACUUGCCCUCCGAGGGAGGGUCGGCUUUAGGAAUCGUUACCUCGGAGCUAGCCUUUCUCUCAAAAACGGAACUUGUUUCAAAGAGAAAGCGUCAAAGUCUUUGGAUUGACUUAAGGACACCUACCCCAGUAUAUUGCCCGACUCUGUAGUUUGCUACUGCUUUAUGUGUGACUAUAUUGAGAAAAAAAUAUCUUCAUAAUCUACAGUCCAUACCAAUCUUUCAUUUAAUUUUAGUGUUAAAUAGUCCUGUAGUCUAUAAAUGAGAAAGGAAAAAAAAGUCAUAUGAUAGAGAAUGUUGAAAUAAGUCAAAAUGGUUUUUUUUUUGUUGUUGUUGUUCACUUAAAAUAGCAAGAAAUUUUCUGUUUGGGACCAUAUUUGGGCCAUGGGCUAAAGGAUAAUAGUUUUGGUCAUUCAGUGACCAACUGUUCCUUGAAAGUACAGAGUAGGUGGAUUAUUUAUUUAUUAUCUAUCUUUUGAGAUCCAACCAAGAACAUUCAUAGUCAUUAGGUAUACAUGGUCGAAGAAUGAAUUUGUGUGCAUUUUUAUAAUUGAGGUAAUUAUGCACAGUGCUUGUGCACCUGUAUGAAGUUAAAUGUUAACUUCUCAAAUUGGUAGUGACUGUAAAAUUGUUGCUCAAGAAAAUAUACCAACCUUUAAAUAAAAACUGAAAAGUUAGGAGACUGGGGGUGUAUCUUACUGGUAGAGCACCUGCCGAGCAUGAGCAAAUCUCUCCAGCAUUGAAGAAAAAGGAAGGAAGGAAGGAAGGAAGGAAGGAAGGAAGGAAGGAAGGAAGGAAGGAAGGAAGGAAGUCAAACAAAAGCCCUCCUGGGUACUUCUGGUACCAAAAGUAUAUUUUCCCAAUCAUGGUUUUAAUGACUCGAUUACCAUUGUUAGAAUUUGUGAAGUAUUGUAUGUUAGUGUUGAACAGAAAUUGAUGUCUUGGUUUUUGGGGUUGUUUGUUGGUUUUUUGUUUUUGACCAGGAAAGCUAAGGUGCCCAGGAAACCUGUACUGAAAAAAGGAUCUCAGACAAACCUUAAAGAUCCAGUUGGGGUGUACUGUAGGGUGCGCCCACUGAGUUUUCCUGAUCAAGAAUGCUGUGUAGAAGUGGUCAAUAAUACAACUGUGCAGCUCCAUACACCUGAGGGUUAUCGACUCAACAGAAAUGGAGAUUAUAAGGAGACUCAGUAUUCAUUUAAGCGGGUAUUUGGCACUCAUACCACUCAGAAGGAACUUUUUGAUGUUGUGGCUAGUCCAUUGGUAGAUGACCUCAUUCAUGGCAAGAAUGGUCUUUUGUUUACAUAUGGUGUUACGGGAAGUGGAAAAACUCACACAAUGACAGGUUCUCCAGGGUACGGAGGCCUGCUUCCUCGCUGUUUGAACAUGAUCUUUAACAGCAUAGGGUCGUUUCAAGCAAAACGUUACGUUUUUAAAUCUAAUGAUCGGAACAGCAUGGAAAUACAGUGUGAAGUUGAUGCCUUAUUAGAACGGCAGAAAAGAGAAGCCAUGCCCGUUCCAAAGACCCCCUCUAGCAAGCGACAGGCAGAUCCAGAGUUUGCAGAUAUGAUAAAUGUACAAGAAUUCUGCAAAGCAGAAGAUGUUGAUGAAGACAGUGUCUAUGGUGUAUUUGUCUCUUACAUUGAAAUCUAUAAUAAUUACAUAUAUGAUCUAUUGGAAGAGGUGCAGUUUGAUCCCAUAAAGCCCAAGUGGAACGGCUGCAGUACACCUAUGAGGAACCCAGAGUCUGUACUCCCACAAUCCAAAAUACUCCGAGAAGAUAAGAACCACAAUAUGUAUGUUGCAGGAUGUACAGAAGUAGAAGUGAAAUCUACAGAAGAGGCUUUUGAAGUUUUUUGGAGAGGUCAGAAAAAGAGACGUAUUGCUAACACCCAUUUGAACAGAGAAUCUAGCCGUUCGCAUAGUGUGUUCAGCAUUAAACUCGUCCAGGCUCCCCUGGAUGCCGAUGGAGACAAUGUCUUACAGGAAAAAGAACAAAUUACCUUAAGCCAGUUGUCUCUGGUAGAUCUUGCUGGAAGUGAAAGAACCAACCGGACUAAAGCAGAAGGGAACAGAUUACGUGAAGCUGGUAACAUUAAUCAGUCACUAAUGACGCUAAGAACAUGCAUGGAAGUCCUGAGAGAGAACCAGACGUAUGGAACCAACAAGAUGGUUCCAUAUCGAGAUUCAAAGCUAACUCAUCUGUUCAAGAACUACUUCGAUGGGGAAGGGAAGGUGCGGAUGAUCGUGUGUGUGAAUCCAAAGGCUGAAGACUAUGAAGAAAGCUUGCAAGUCAUGAGAUUUGCUGAAGUAACCCAGGAAGUUGAAGUAGCGAGACCAGUAGACAAGGUGAUAUGUGGCUUGACACCAGGGAGACGAUACAGAAACCUGCCUCGGGGCGGCCCAGUUGGAGAUGAACCUUUGGUGACUGAGAUGACUCUACAGAGCUUCCCACCACUGCCUCCAUGGAGACUUCUGGAUAUCAACGAUGAAGAGACCCUUCCGAAGCUGAUUGAAACGUUGGAGAAACGGCAUCACCUACGCCAACUAAUGACUGAGGAGCUUAACAAACAAUGUAUGACUUUCAAAGCCUUAUUAAAAGAAUUUGACAAUUCUAUUUCAAAUAAAGAAAACUACACUCAGGAAAAACUAAAUGAAAAAGAAAGAUUGAUUUCAGGACAGAAAUCAGAAAUAGAACGACUGGAGAAGAAAAACAAAACUCUGGAGUAUAAGAUUGAGAUUUUGGAGAAAACAACCACGAUCUAUGAAGAAGAUAAGCGCAAUCUGCAGCAGGAGCUUGAGAGCCAGAAUCAGAAGCUUCAGCGGCAGCUUUCUGACAAGCGCAGAUUAGAAGCCAGGUUGCAAGGCAUGGUGACAGAGACGACGAUGAAAUGGCAGAAGGAGUGUGAUCGUCGGGUAGCAGCCACCCAGCUGGAGAUGCAGAAUAAACUCUGGGUCAAAGAUGAAAAGCUCAAACAGCUGAAGGCCAUUGUGACUGAACCUAAAUCUGAGAAGCCAGAGAGACCCUCCCGGGAGCGGGACCGGGAAAAAAUCAUUCACAGAUCUGUUUCUCCUUCGCCUGUGCCUCUUUCUAGUAACAAUAUUGCUCAGAUUUCCAACGGCCAGCAACUCAUGAGCCAGCCACAGCUACACAGGCGCUCUAACUCUUGCAGCAGCAUUUCUGUAGCUUCCUGUAUUUCGGAGUGGGAGCAGAAACUGUCUCCGUUCAGCACACCUGUCAAUGUCACCUCUCUUGCAAGGCAUAGGCAGCAGGAGCCAGGACAAAGUAAAACGUGUAUCGUGUCAGACAGAAGGCGGGGCAUGUACUGGACGGAAGGCAGGGAGAUGGUCCCUACAUUCAGCAGUGAGAUAGGCGUCCAAGACGACCGCUGCCGCAGGAACACACCAAUUCCUGUACGACACAGAAGGUCCCGCUCUGCAGGGAGCAGAUGGGUAGAUCAUAAGCCUGCCUCUAAUGUGCAAACUGAGACAGUCAUGCAGCCACAUGUCCCUCACGCCAUCACAGUGUCUGUUGCAAAUGAAAAGGCACUAGCUAAGUGUGAGAAGUACAUGCUGACCCACCAGGAACUAGCCUCCGAUGGGGAGAUUCAGACUAAAGUAAUUAAGGGUGAUGUUUUUAAGACCAGAGGUGGUGGACAAUCUGUUCAGUUUACUGAUAUAGAGACUUUAAAACAAGAGUCGCCGACUGGUAGUCGAAAACGAAGAUCGUCCACAGUAGCACCUGCCCAACCAGAUGGUACAGAGUCUGAAUGGACCGAUGUAGAAACAAGGUGUUCCGUUGCUGUUGAGAUGAGAGCAGGAUCUCAGCUGGGCCCCGGAUAUCAGCACCAUGCACAACCCAAGCGCAAGAAGCCUUGACCUGACAGCUCUGGUAGCAGAAGAAUGUUUUCCUUUGUGUUGGUGAUUUCUCCAAAGCUGUGCCAGACACCGUGUCUGAGUCACCCUGCAGAAGAAUGUAUCUAGAUCACAUCGUAUUUUUUAUUGUGACUUUUCCAACUGUUCUGAAUAUUUUCUAAGGUUUUAUAAAAAAACAAAAAACAAAAAUGCUGCUAUUGAUUAGCCGCAAAAAAAUGCACUUUAGACAUAUUUAACAAUUAAGACUUUCAAAAUAAAGAUGGUGACUGGCCAAUGGUAAAGCCAUUUUAGGAAGGUGUUUAGAAUUCUGUAUGUAUAUAUUCACUUUUUGCUUUUAUAUAUGCCAAAAGAAUUGAAAUAAAAAGCACUAAGAAGCACA